Molecule: messenger RNA, 6290 nt
Organism: Rattus rattus (black rat)
Lineage: Eukaryota; Metazoa; Chordata; Mammalia; Rodentia; Muridae
Gene: Nlgn2
Product: neuroligin 2
Exons: 8
Coding region: 1738-4248 (836 amino acids)
Biological process (GO): presynaptic membrane assembly; synaptic vesicle endocytosis; postsynaptic membrane assembly
Cellular component (GO): synapse; cell surface; postsynaptic specialization membrane
Molecular function (GO): neurexin family protein binding; signaling receptor activity
Source: RefSeq, a predicted model, not a curated record
GGGAAAAGAGAAAAGCUAGAGGAGAAGAGGCAAGGGGCCCAAAGUACCUUAAGGGAAAGGGGCGACUGAGGCAGGCCAUGUUGGGAGAAGGGAGAAGAGACAGCAAGGCCCAGACUGGCAUAGGAAGAAGAGAUGGGGGGGUCAACUACAACCCCCCCUUCAGCUGAUGGGAGAACAGAAGCCUAAAAGGACCUCAAAAGGGGGAGGGCAUGACUGGGUGUGAGUGGUGAGGACUCCUGUGUCCUCAUCUCUGGAAUAAAUUGACACCUGCAGAGAGCCACCCGCGGGCUGGCGCCUGGCUCUGAAAAGCCCGGCGUCAGCAAACAGUCCUGAAGGGGGGGUGCUAAGGGGGGGCUUACGGAAAUGACCUGGGUGUCUGCCCUGCCUACCUUUUUACUGGUCCUGCCCCUGCUGCCUGGGCACCCAGGCAUCCAAGCAGUAAUACUGGGGGCUGGCAAGGGGAAGGGGAAAGGGAAGGGGAGGAGGACUUCUGGGGUGAGAAGAUACCUGAGGUUUGCCUCAGGACGCAGGUCAAAAUGCUGUGCAAAGAAGACCUCAGACAGGGUCCAAGGCUCUUCCUGAUUAUGUGAGGGGGAACAUCAGUAGGCUUAUUUGAGAAGCCGACCUCUGUAAUGCUUCUGCCACCCCCUCCCCAUCUGCCAGAGACCUGGUCAGUAGGGUUAGGCUUUGAUGGGGCUAAGCAGGAUGGGGGGAGGGGGUAUGUCUCUUAGGAGUCUCUGUUCUCCUAGACUACCCUUCCCCUCUUAUAUACUUCUUCCUCUCUGAUAAGAUUGGGUGAAACUAGCGUUCUGACUCAUGUCUCUGUCCUCCCUCUCAUGGCCUGAGUGGACUCAGCAACCAAGCAAGCCCCUUCCCCUCUUCCUCUAGACCACCCCCCUCCAGGGUUAAAGCUGCAGCCCGUUGCCGAGGUAACAUUGCGGGGCAGCAUCCUGUCGCCCAGCAACCGGCUGCAGGAUCCUGCAUCUGUCCCUGGAUUUGCCCCUUCAGCAUCCCCUCCUCACUCUAACCCCUGGCUCUAGGCACCCCAACUUCUAAGGGAAGACAUGGAAGGGCCUGGGGAAGAAAAGGGUUCCCAAGUGCACAGAUCUUUAGGGAAUGGUAUGCUGAUGGGGACAGAAGGUACUGGGGUUUGUACAGUCCUGAGAAGGCCCAGAGUCUGGCCUGGAGUGGGGGUUCAGCGCCAUGAAAUUACAGCUCAGGAGUAAUUAACACGUAUAAACAAACCCGCCACUUCCUGCUAAUUAAUGACUUGGUAUUUUUAUUUUCUCUUCCUUGUCUAUCUCAUUCUCUCCCAGGGAAGUGGGGACUGGGACUCCUGAGUCCCUAGGGAGAGCCUGCCUGGGAGGGAUAGAGGCAGGAAAGGGGCACGUUGAGUCUAGGACCUUCCCUCCUCUGACCCUGCCCGGGACAUUUACCACAUCUGACGCCACCCCCAACCUAGGUCUCUGCGGAGGGAAGAGGGCUGCUGGGGAAAGGGGGUCGGGCCUCCCAGCAUCUUCUUCUACCUUCUUCCCCUUCCCCACCCCUUACCCCCUCCAUGGAGAGAAAUAGACUCCUCUUCUGUCCCUUCUAACCCAGGUCCCUACCCGUACCCCUCCUCCUUCCUUUCCCCGCCCCCUCCUCCCUCCUGGGGCGAGGGGGGCCUCCCUCCCUCUCCCCCCCUUCUCUCUCUCCGAGGGGGGGGUCAGGGGAGGGAGGGGGGGUCCCCCAAUCAGCAUGUGGCUCCUGGCGUUGUGUCUGGUGGGGCUGGCUGGGGCUCAACGGGGAGGAGGGGGUCCCGGCGGCGGCGCCCCGGGCGGCCCAGGCCUGGGCCUCGGCAGCCUCGGGGAGGAGCGCUUCCCGGUGGUGAACACAGCCUACGGGCGAGUGCGCGGUGUGCGGCGCGAGCUCAACAACGAGAUCCUGGGCCCGGUCGUGCAGUUCUUGGGCGUGCCCUACGCCACGCCGCCCUUGGGCGCCCGCCGCUUCCAGCCGCCUGAGGCACCUGCCUCGUGGCCCGGCGUGCGCAACGCCACCACCCUGCCGCCCGCCUGCCCGCAGAACCUGCACGGGGCCCUGCCGGCCAUCAUGCUGCCUGUGUGGUUCACCGACAACUUGGAGGCGGCCGCCACCUACGUGCAGAACCAGAGCGAGGACUGCCUGUACCUCAACCUCUACGUGCCCACUGAGGACGGUCCGCUCACAAAAAAACGUGACGAGGCGACGCUCAAUCCGCCAGACACAGAUAUCCGGGACUCUGGGAAGAAACCAGUCAUGCUGUUUCUACACGGCGGCUCCUACAUGGAGGGCACCGGGAACAUGUUCGACGGCUCAGUCCUGGCUGCCUAUGGCAAUGUCAUCGUAGCCACACUCAACUACCGUCUUGGGGUGCUCGGCUUUCUCAGCACUGGUGACCAGGCUGCAAAAGGCAACUACGGGCUCCUGGACCAGAUCCAGGCCCUGCGCUGGCUCAGUGAAAACAUUGCCCACUUUGGCGGUGACCCUGAACGCAUCACUAUCUUUGGGUCUGGUGCGGGGGCCUCCUGUGUCAACUUGCUGAUCCUCUCCCAUCAUUCAGAAGGGCUGUUCCAGAAGGCCAUUGCUCAGAGUGGCACUGCCAUUUCCAGCUGGUCUGUCAACUACCAGCCGCUCAAGUACACGCGGCUGCUGGCAGCCAAAGUGGGCUGUGACCGAGAGGACAGUACGGAAGCUGUGGAGUGUCUACGCCGGAAGUCUUCCCGGGAGCUAGUAGACCAGGAUGUGCAGCCUGCCCGCUACCACAUUGCCUUUGGGCCUGUGGUGGACGGCGAUGUAGUCCCUGAUGACCCUGAGAUCCUCAUGCAACAGGGAGAAUUCCUCAACUACGACAUGCUCAUUGGUGUCAACCAGGGAGAGGGUCUCAAGUUCGUGGAGGACUCUGCAGAGAGUGAGGACGGGGUGUCUGCCAGCGCCUUUGACUUCACUGUCUCCAACUUUGUGGACAACUUGUAUGGGUAUCCAGAGGGCAAGGAUGUGCUUCGAGAGACCAUCAAGUUCAUGUACACAGACUGGGCUGACCGGGACAAUGGCGAGAUGCGGCGUAAGACCCUGUUGGCACUCUUUACUGACCACCAAUGGGUAGCCCCAGCUGUGGCCACUGCCAAGCUACAUGCUGACUACCAGUCCCCUGUCUACUUUUACACUUUUUACCACCACUGCCAGGCUGAGGGCCGGCCAGAGUGGGCAGAUGCAGCGCAUGGGGAUGAGCUGCCCUACGUCUUUGGUGUGCCCAUGGUGGGUGCCACCGACCUCUUCCCCUGCAACUUCUCCAAGAAUGAUGUCAUGCUCAGCGCAGUAGUCAUGACCUACUGGACCAACUUCGCCAAGACUGGUGACCCCAACCAGCCUGUGCCACAGGACACCAAGUUCAUCCACACCAAGCCCAACCGCUUUGAAGAGGUGGUAUGGAGCAAGUUCAACAGCAAGGAAAAGCAGUACCUGCACAUAGGCUUGAAACCACGCGUGCGUGACAACUACCGUGCCAACAAGGUGGCCUUCUGGCUGGAGCUCGUGCCCCACCUGCACAACCUGCACACAGAGCUCUUCACCACCACCACUCGCCUGCCUCCCUACGCCACACGCUGGCCACCUCGCACACCGGGUCCUGGCACUUCCGGCACACGCCGUCCUCCCCCACCCGCCACUCUGCCACCUGAGUCUGAUAUUGACCUGGGCCCAAGGGCCUAUGACCGCUUCCCCGGUGACUCGAGGGACUACUCCACGGAGCUAAGCGUGACUGUAGCAGUGGGUGCCUCCCUCCUCUUCCUCAACAUCCUUGCCUUUGCCGCCCUCUACUACAAGCGGGACCGGCGCCAGGAGCUGCGGUGCAGGCGGCUUAGCCCACCAGGAGGCUCAGGCUCAGGUGUGCCUGGUGGGGGCCCCUUGCUUCCCACUGCUGGCCGCGAGCUACCCCCUGAGGAGGAGCUGGUAUCGCUGCAGCUGAAGCGGGGUGGUGGCGUUGGGGCGGACCCUGCUGAGGCCCUGCGCCCUGCCUGUCCACCCGACUAUACCCUGGCCUUGCGCCGGGCACCGGACGAUGUGCCUCUCUUGGCCCCGGGGGCCCUGACCCUGCUGCCCAGUGGCCUGGGGCCCCCGCCCCCACCCCCACCUCCUUCUCUCCACCCCUUUGGGCCCUUCCCACCACCACCCCCUACUGCUACCAGCCACAACAACACGCUACCCCAUCCCCACUCCACCACUCGGGUAUAGGGGGCGGCUUGGGGAGGUCUGCCUCCCUAACCCUCCCCAGCCCAGGCCACUCGAAGGCAGGGAGGAGGACUUGGCACCGGGCUUUACCCCUGUGGAUUUGUCAAAACUUCGUGGAGCAGUGUUAAGGUGGACAUGGGAUUCCUCACUGGGAAGCGAGUUUUUUCCCAUGCAGAGAGCCCCAUUAUCUCCUCUGGACCUGGGCCUUUGAACACCUAGGGGCAUUUUUUUGCCUUCCUUUGGGACACCAGUCUUCGGUGUGUGGAAAUGUGGAAGUCUUUUUGCCCAUGUGGAGACACGCUUUCCUCAUGGGGGGAGGGGUGGGGGUGUUUCCCAUGUGCAGGGUAAGGUUUGUUUGUUUGUUUUUUUGUUGUUGUUUUUGUUUUGAUUUGGGUUUUUUGCCGCCCUGGACAUGUUGGCCUCCUCAAAGAAUUUCUGCGGGGAUUUGUACCCCAUGCCUUCGCCUUCUCCCCGUUCAACCCCCUGGAGACCCUGGAAGUGAUGUGUGCACACAGGGUGACCCUUGGCCACCAGACUAUGCAGGGUGGUACCUGGGGAGCAGCAAGGAAAUCACAGGCCCCCUGGACCCCGCUCCCCACCCACCCCUGAAAAGCAUGUUUCUCCCCCAUGGCACAGUCAGGUGAAGCACGUUCUCCCUGGAAGCCCUCACCUUCCACAGACAACCCAGAUUUCCUACUAGAGGAAGGGGAGGAUCUCUGUGCAUCCCAGUACUGCCUGGAAACUUACCUUCCCAUGGUCCAGGACACAUCUCAUCGAAUGGAAACAUGUUCUUGCAUGUGGAUGUGUGUUUCCCAGGCAGAGGGUCCUGCGUUCCUCAGCACUUCCCUGCAUUCUCCCAGACCUCAGGUCCAGCACAUGCUUCCUCCUUGCAUAGCAGGUGGGAACCGACUUCAGACUGACAGAAGCCACGUGGGAAGUACAGACUUCGAGGGAGAUGCUGAGGUGGGAGGAUGGGGGGCAUGGCACAUGACACACAAAGAGGCCAUGCAUGUUUAACUUAACGCCCUCGUGGGGCCUGAGGACAGCCUUUUCCUCAGACCUUGAGAUCAUUGCUCAUCCGUGCCAAACUGGGUAGAUGGGUUGGGAGACUCUCAAAAUGUGCUAAGGACCCCCUAAGUUCUGGUCCAGGGAAGGGAAAUGCCAGGAGCAGGUGGCAGCUAAGGUGGUCCCCCGAAGCCCCCACGCUUGUGUCUCACCCCCGUGUCAUUUCUCCUUCUCUGCCUUGGUUCCUCUUUCUCCAUCACUGGCUCCUUCUUUGAUGCUCUCUCCCCAUCUCAGGGUCACACCAGCCUUCCCUCUUCCCCGGCUCUAACCUGUCUCCCCUCCCUGAUUGGCUGGGUUGAAGAAGAAAAGAAGCUGAGGAAGGGGGAGGGGAGGAGUCAGGGGAAAGGUUACACGAACAGGCUGGGGAGAUAAUGAGGUCAGCUGUACCAAGGAGCAGAUGGAGGGGCCGUGGGGGACAGGGCAGACACCAGCAGGAAGAUUUUGAAAGGAGAAGUGGGAGGCAACUGCCCAGAGGUCUGUGGAUUUGGACCUCUUGGGGAAAAGAAUGCUGUCAGGAAGCGUUUUAAGGGACACCAGGGCAGGUGUGGCUGAAUCUCCAUGUGUUGUUUGGCUUUCUGAGGGAUGUUAGUGCCAAACUUGUAUAGGGGUGGGGUGCUGUCUUCCACUGACACCCAGAUCCAGAAUCCUUGGUCUUGAGUCCCCUGUCCUUUCUCCAUCCCCCCCACCCACCAUGGAAAUGUAGUUCUUUUCUGGCCCUUUCCCCUGCCUGGUCUAGCAAUUCUUGGAACAGCCAUGCCUUCCAAAUGCUAUCAACCUGGGCCCUGAGCCCUGUAAGCAGAUGCCCCAGAGCUGGGGUGUGAGAGAGGGGCUGGGGGACCCCAUGAUACAGCCACGGACUCCAAUGCCCAGCCCUUUCCAAAUAACCCCAUGUCCCCACCCCAACCCUUUGCGGCUCUGUACACAUUUUUAAACCUGGCAAAAGAUGAAGAGAAUAUUGUAAAUAUAAAAGUUUAACUGUU